Messenger RNA from Medioppia subpectinata, 2328 nucleotides. The record is from the annotation of a GenBank genome assembly. Lineage: Eukaryota; Metazoa; Arthropoda; Arachnida; Sarcoptiformes; Oppiidae.
GGCGAUAAUCGUUAAUAAAGUCAACGUUUACUCACAAUUUAUGAACACAAUUAAAAAGUGAACACAAUUAGCGAAUCGAUGCCUAAAUUCAAAACGUGUUCGUUUAGCGGAUGCCUGACUAACGCCAGAGACAAUCCCGGCGUCUCUUUCUUCAGGUACCCGACGAAAGACCCGCAAAGAUGCCUUCUAUGGGUCCGCGCGUCCAAUAAUGAUGUGAUUAGUGGCCAAUACCUGAGCGGAGGCCACAUUUCGGACAACGAAACGGUGUGUGAACUGCACUUCAGUCUCGAAGACAUAACCGUCUAUUCGUCGCGAAAUGGUCUCGAAGACAUAACCGUCUAUUCGUCGCGAAAAUUGUUGGCCACAAACGCCGUCCCCAUCGAUGAGGUCCGUACGGCUGUCCCACUCCAGGCCAACACCACUGCCGACACUAAUUAUGGCCACAGCUAUAAAAGUGGCAAAACGUUUGCCUCCCAUAAAGUGAACAAAAAAAGUUUUGCCCAAAAAACUAUCCGAAAGUAUAACAAGAGUUUCGCGAAACCCAAGUCUUUAAAGCCAUUAUCUAUUCUAAAAUCACCCAAAAGUGCGAAAAACAGUUUAGAGAUCAUUGAAAUCAAUGGCAACUAUAAAGCGGGAGAAAGCGCUAAAAAGCGGAAAAAGACAUCAAAUACUAAUUGCAUUGAAAUUAUUGAAUUAGAAGACUAUAGGGAGGGAACCGAUGACAGAGAGUAUGGUUCCGGCAGUGCUUCCGAAAGCUAUAAUAACGGUAAUAAUAACGGCUUUCUUAUGGCACACGAAUUGAAUCAAUUGGAUGCCAAAAAUGAUUGCUGUGGCGCUGAGAAGAAUAAAAACAAUAUCGAUAUCAUGUGUUGUGAGAACGAAAAGUGCUGUUUCGAUAAGACAGCGGCUCCCGAGCAGAUCCAAUGUUUCUAUGGACUGGUAGGGAGUGGUGACAAAAACAAGAUGCCUCACUAUACUGUCACCCAAGUGGACAAAGUGACAGCCAAACUGAAGCCUGCAAUUGCAUCGAUGCCCAGAUAUUUACAGAAACCCGAUCCCAAAGCGGAUCCCAAGGACGGGCCCAUCAUUUUCCCUGAACUGGAUCUUCAAAUAACAUAUUUUAAAAACGAGUACUUUGUUAUAGAAAUUAAACCAAAUAAAGAUAACGAGACAGAAGAUUAUCAAAUACCGACCGGUUUGAAACAGUUUGACAAAAAUGAAACAAUUCAUUCGUCAAGUAAGCCAAGCGAUGCUGAGAUAACAUUGGUCUCGACCACUAAAGCCAACUGCAAGGACUGCUUUAUGCUAAGCGUGAAGCGCAGAAAUGGCAGUCAAAUCAUAUUCAAUACGGGAGACUUCACACCAUUCCUCUACAGCAGAGGACUUAUUGAGAUCACCACUCUUUUGCCCAAUGAAUAUAUAUACGGUUUGGGACAAUCACCUUCUCGGAGCUUCAAACACAACAUGUCCUAUCCUGAAAAUUGGAUGGCAUUUAAUAAAUACAACCUGAAUAUGACGGGCGAUGAGAAGAGUUGGUUCGGUUCGCACCCGAUAUACAUGGGAUGGACUAAUGAUAAGCCCGAUAAGAAGGCUUAUGGCGUACUUCUGGAGAACACGUUUCCCAUUGAAUUAGUCACUAAUAGUCGACCGAGUCUUACAUUCAGAGCAAUGGGCGGACACUUGAAGUUUCACUUCUUUAUGGGUCCCGAACCGAGUGAUGUCUACAAACAGAUAUCGGAUGUGAUCGGACGGCCAGCGAUGCCCCCGUACUGGGGUCUGGGCUUUCAUAUGUGUCGCACCGAAACCGAAGAGGGAAAGGGAACCAAAGCUAUUGAAGAAAUGAUCGGUAAUGACAUACCAUUCGAGUCCGACUGCGGGAGCGCCGCCUUCUCCGGUCAACUCUUAGAGCAGGCGCCCAUUGAUCUGUCCAAAACAUUCAAGCAAAAUAAAAUAGCGCCUGAUCACAGCAUCCGAGCGCUGUUAGUACAGGUGCCCUAUAGGAAACUCGAUGAUAAAGUGGUCGAAUGGCAAUCCUUUCUACUCCAAAACGAUGCCAAUCCUUCCAAGCCUUUUGAGGGCCAGUUCUUCGACUGGUGGAAGAAUUCUGACGAAAAAGAUAAUCUAACGGUUGUGUACCCGAUAUAUAUGGACGUCGGCGCUAAGAGUACUGCCAAUCUAUUGGAAGCAGAAUUGACAAAAAUCUAUGGCAUAAGCGAUGAAUUCGAUGGAAUCGAUGGCAUAUUCCUCGACUAUAACACGCCAAUCGAUUUGACGCCCAAUGUCGCUUUCUCCCGCUUUAUAGUUGCCAUUGAUUUCAAUGAUCUCUAA